UCACACACCCACCUGUUGCUAACAAAGCCACGUGACGUUACGGAAGAUCCGAGCACAGAGCUUGAUGACGUCAUGGAAUGUGGAUACGUCAUCACAGGUGGUGAUGACGGAGGAGGGGUCACGUGGUAUGGUGAUGACGUAGUUGAACAAAUACUCUCAGCAGGCGAACCGGAAUCUUAAAAAGAAAACGAGAGAAAAAAAAACGAGAAAAAAAGAAGAAGCGAGAGAGAAAAGACGAGAAAAAAGAGAAAGGCGAUCGAGAUUGCAACAAUUCCAGGUGAGUGGUCAGCUGUGAAAAUUAGUCGAUUCGGCAAGAUGUGUCGCCAACCACAGAACUUUGUUCGUAACCGAGUUGACUUUUUACGGAUUAAAUCACCAAAGCAAUUAAAACGUCUAUACCGCCUUUGAUCAAAGCAUCGCCUUGGUUCGAAACAGCGGGAAAUAGCGAAACGGAGCUUGUGCAAAAUUUGGCGCUAAACCGCGGCUAUGAAUUGUUACGAAGCCCGAUGGAAGUUGUAAUUUCGUGAAGUUCGAAACUCGCAAUGAUGACCGGUUGUGAUGAUUCGAAACGGAUGUUCAAUAAAGGCGAGCCUUCUGCGGUUGGGAGCAUUUUUUUGCAGCUUAAAUAUGGAAGACGUUUUAACCAAGAAAUCGCUGUAUUUACAAAUUUUAUCUGAAGUUUUCAAUCGAAUAAUUACGGAUUCUGUUGAGUAUAAAGCAACUAAAACAAAGAUACAAUUCUCACCUUUGAAAAUCGCCAAUAAAAGAGUUUUGGGCGAUUUUAUUUUACCUAAAAGACUGUAUGAUGUUCUAUGCCUAAUGCUAGGCGACCAAGACGACCCUAAAGUCGAGGUUCUCCUGCAAAAGUUUGUGGCAGAGUCUAAAGACCUGCCUGUAGAAGUAAGUGGAUAUAAAGCAACCAAAAGUGGGAUUGUAUUUCAGCUUAACCGCGCUGUUCUUGCUCGUAAAGUCGUGACAACAAUUCUACAAAAAGCAGAGGAUAUAAAAAAGCUGGAAAAUCAAGUUUUACCAGAGUGUAGGAGAAAUGAUGUUGUUUUGUGCUGUGUUGAUGAUAAUGUUUCUACUGCUAGAACUCUCACCUACAUAGCACCAUAUAUGAAUGCAGGAAGCAAGGAAACUGAGUUGGUUUUUGUAUCUAAAAAUCCAGAAGCAAAAUUCGAAACAUUACUUCAAAACACAACAUAUACUCAAGAUUCUAAAGAGAGUUAUAAUACGAAUAAAAUAUUGACGUUUUUAUCAGGAGUUACUGAGGAAAAUCGUAUCAAUUUUGAUUCAAAUGCUGACAUUUGUAGUCAUACACUUUUCACCAGUUUCUACAAAAAAGUUUUCAACUCAAAAAUCUUUCUCAACGAAUCCGUGCUGAGGUGUUUAGCUUUAUUGGAUGAAAGGUUUAAAAACGGUGAAAAUAAGUUUCAAAUAGUUUGUAUUUGCUGUCAAAGUGACAAUUUUUUCAUGUGGCAACUUUUAACUCUGUUUUUAAUCUAUCUUCACUUUAAAACUUCCAAAAAUGAAAAUUGCUCUAUUUUUGAAAAAUUUUCAAAUUUGAACAUUGAAAUGAUUUCUCAUGGUCCAGUUAACUUUAAAGGGGUCAAUACACUGACUUCUUUGGAGCAAAAGUACCAGGAAAGUAUCUCUGAUAGUUUUGUGUCAAAGUAUGGUGAUACUGGUGAUUGGGGGCCGUUAGUUCCCAUAAUAUCUAAAUCGGUGUUGAAGUUAGAUGUGCUUGGUUGUUCAGUACCUUCCAGUGUUGCCUUAGAUGCCAACAACUCCAGUGUUGAGUCAAGGUUUGUGAUGUAUAAUUAUUCUCGACUGGCAACACUGCUCCAAAAAUAUGAAGCAGAAGUUGAGAACGGAAAAUACCCAAAACUACCUCGCAUCACUGAAAUAGACUUCACGUUGUUAGACGAAAACGAAGAACAUACAAUUGUCGACUAUCUGUGGAAGUUUGACGAUAUUUUAGAUGAUUUCUAUGCCUGUUUUGACGAAAACUCACAAUUGAUUUCAUCAAAUUUCAAACCUCAUUUAGUAGUCGCAUAUUUGAGACAAUUUUGUAAAGUUUUGAGUUCUUUUUACAGUCGGUAUCACGUUUUGGGUCGGAACUUGUCGCAUUUGUUACCAAUAAUGCAUGUGAGAAUAUAUCUCAUUAAAGCUGUAAAAAUUGUUUUGUUAAAACUUUUUAAAAUCCUUAACAUUGAACCAUUAGAACAAAUGUAGCUCAGUAGCUGUUUCAGAGCAUAAUGUUUUAUUUUGAGUUUAUGAUCUGAAUUUUUUUUACUUCGAAAAUGUCCUACAUUUUUAUGAAAUGACUAUUGUAUAGGGGUUAGGAUGAGAAAAGAACAGUCUGUAAUAUGAACAUAAAGUUUGUUGCCAUCAACUUACAUUUGGAGCUUGUAUUGUUUUUUUUUUCUUCAUAAAAUGACUAUUCUAUAUGGGUGAGGUGCUACAGGGCUUAGUGGUCUGGGGCAGUGUUGUACCUUUACCUCAUAUAAAUUGACUAGACUGUUAGAUUAUUGACUAGUGUAUUUGGACAAAUUAAGAGAAAUUGUGUUGAUUAUUGUCAGAAACUCACUUGGAGUUUGUAUUGUAUGAAUAUUUAAUGUAAUGUACAAUUGUAUUUAUUUACAAUUGACAUCAUGUAUUACAUAAUGCUGUAUUAUGUAG
Molecule: messenger RNA, 2682 nt
Organism: Ciona intestinalis (vase tunicate)
Lineage: Eukaryota; Metazoa; Chordata; Ascidiacea; Phlebobranchia; Cionidae
Source: RefSeq, a predicted model, not a curated record